GCUGCUACUGAUGUGAGAUGCGCGAUGUGGAUGGAUGAGGAAGUUUUCAAUUUGGUUGUCUGGUGGUGCAUCUGGGUGAUAUUCAUUAGAGAACGUGGAAAAACGUUAAACAAAAUGUGCACCAAAAAACGAAAACAAGCUGUUCUUAUAGGACAAGUCCAUGUAGUCCCUUCCUGUUUUAGUAAAAAAAAUCGUUUAGUGUCUUAUGAAUACAAACCUGUUCGAUGGGAGAGGCGGGGAUAACAUUUGGCAGCUUCAUCUCUUGUGGGUGUGAGCUGCGAACGGAAUCUGAAUUUUAACAAACGGGAACCGAAUUGUUUUCAAAUAGCUAGCUGUGUUCUCGACAUUGUUUGUUUGCUAAUAUCUGUUUCAUUUUGAUCAAAUUUGUCGUCCGUUAAGACGUCAAUUAAAGACUCAAAACGAGAAUUAAUGGUUCUUGCUCUCCGUUCCUGUUGGAUUUGACCUGCUUAGCUACUGAAGUCCUGAUCAGGAUUCGCGGUCUGUCAAUGAGGAACUACAGGCUCAUCUUUUGCCAUAACCUGAAGCAGCCAUAGAUGACCAUUCGAUUCACUGCUAGUGAGUGGUGCUGAAGAUAAGGUGAACUACUGGGUGUUUUAAGUGCUGAACGACCUUCGGAAGCAGCUCGGCUGUGGAAGCGAUGAGGAAGAGCCUCUCUCCUUCCCCCAGCAACUCCCUGACACCAGCCAGGGUUUUUGGGGUUCCCCUAGAUGAGGUGCAGCAGAGCGGCCAGCCAGGCCAGGAGGUCCCCCUACUGGUCAGGCACAUCGUAGAGUACGUCGAAGAGCAUGGGCGUCUGGAUCUGGAGGGGCUAUUCCUGGUCAACGGUAACGCGGAGCGGGUGGAGUGGCUACGGCAGCGCUAUGACUCUGGGGAGGAGGUGGACCUGGAGAAAGAGGCUGACCUGGCCUCGGCCGUCAGCCUGCUCCGUCUCUUCCUGCAGGAGCUCCCAGAGCCCAUCAUCCCUGCAGGCAUGCAGGCCCACAUCCUGCAGCUCUACCAAGACUACAGCAGUGAGGAGGAGCUCGCCCGCAACAUGAAGUACUUCCUCCAGCAGCUGCCUCAGGUCAACUACAGCCUGCUGCGCUUCCUGUGCCGCUUCCUGUCCAGCGUGGCCUCGCUCCAGGAGGAGAGCUGGAGCAUCGGAGCCCUCGCCGCCGUCUUCGGACCCGACAUCUUCCAUUUAGACACAGAUGUGGAGGACCUGAAGGAGCAGGAGUCAGUGAGCCGCAUCCUGGCGGAGCUGCUGGAGAAUCAGGAGGAGUUCUUUGACUCGGAGGACGAUGACGUUUCUACCACCAACGACUACAGUUCCAUCAACGAACAGAUCACAGAACUCCUGGACGAUGACAAAUUAGAGGCGUUUGAGGAGCUGCCCCAAGAUGGCGAGGAUGGCCCCCCUUCCGCCUCUGAAUCCCCCCAACACAGUAACACCCAGGUCCAAGUCACCCCCUCCAGCAUUAUAAAGAGGACCAUCCAUGCUGCAGUGGGACAGCACUUCUUUUACCUCAAGAGCUCCAUCGACAAUGAGAUCAUCUAUGAGAGCCAAGGGGCGGGCCCCAGUGAGAGGCCAGGGCCGGGGCCAUGUGAGGGCCAUGGUGAAGAGGGCCUGUGUGAGAGUGAGGAGGGCCCCACAAGCAGUUCCCUGUCAGCCCCAGAGACGGAGCAGCACUCAGAGCACAGCCCUGAGGCCCAACAGGAGGUCCAGGAUUGUGACUCCCAUAACGCCGCCCUGGAGGAGAGUUCUGGAAUGGACCUGGACCACGCCGAGGCUCUCGUAGACGCAGAGAACAAUAUCAACACAGCCAGGCAAGAAAACCAAGCCUGUGAAAAGAUGAACCAGGCUGAUCUCAUCGCCUGUGUCUCUGAUGUGUGUGAGUGUGACCAGAAUGCCAACACAGAAGCCAGGGGGUACCCCUCUCACCCUGCCAGCUGCCCCAGCUCCCACCACCUCCACCGCAUCUUCCCCCACAGCCAGUGGGAAGCACCAUCCCCAAACCAUCUCCCCCUCAUAGACUUCACAUGUAUGCACCUGCAGGGGAGAGGUCAUGACCCCGUGCCAGCCUUCAAGUCAUGGCAGGAUGAGAGUGACUCUGGUGAGGCCCAGCUGUCCCCCCUGGCCGGGCGCAUGGUGCCCCUGCCCCACGAGGAGGACUCCCAUCCCCUCAUGGCCCGCCGCUUCCUGGACUUUGGCUACAGCCAACGCUUCCUGCAGCACCCCGACGCAAACUCGCCCACUAAAGCCCACCAGUCCCUGGGGAGGCCUCACCGUGCCUCCUUCACUUCCAAAGAGAGCGCUGUGAGGAACGACUCGGUCCCCCACCAGCUCACCAAAAAGCUGCAGAACCUCAAGAAGAAGAUCAAACAAUUUGAGGAACAGUUUGAGAAAGAGAGGAACUACAAGCCGUCUCAUGGUGAUAGUGCAGCUAACCCAAAGGUCCUCAAGUGGAUGACCGACCUCACCAAAAUCCGCAAACAGUUAAAAGAUGCCAAACACAAGGAGGCUGAGCUGACCACUCAGACGCGGCCACGCAGCAACACCUUGCCCAAGAGCUUUGGUUCCACCCUGGACCAGGCAGGCCACGAUGUUGGUGGAGAGGCCAAGGGCCACCUACCCACUAGAGAGGAGACCCUGAACCUCAUCCAGCGCCGCGUCAAAGGCAAGAGAGAGGAGGACGGCUGGCCAGAGGACACCAAGAAAAUGACCAAGGAGCAGCUGUCGUGUGAGAAGACGGUCCUACAAAAGAACCUCCUGCACUACGAGGGACUCCAUGGUAGACCUGUGACCAGAGAGGAGAGGCUGGUGGUCAAACCGCUGUACGACCGCUACCGUCUGGUCAAGCAGAUGCUCACCCGCGCCAGCAUCACCCCCAUCAUCGCUUCCCCCUCCAGCAAGCGUCGCAACCACACCCUGAAGCCCAUCAUCGAGGGAGAGACUGCCCACUUCUGUGACGAGAUCGAGGAGGAGGAGGAGGAGGAGGGCGAGGUGGAGGAAGAGGUGGCCACAGCCAAGGAGGAGGAGGAGAGCAGUGUGGAGCUCCAGAGCUCGGGGUCGGAGGUGAUCAUGGCUCUAGACCCAGUGUUCCAGCCCCAGACCAGCUCCCAGAGACACAGAGACAGCCUGCUCAGGCCCAAGAUGGAGGAAACCUCCGGGAAACUGGUCCUGGACCUGCGCCUGUCCAGCGCCAACGCCUCGUCAAUGCCUGAGCUCCUGGAGCAGCUGUGGAAAGCCCGGGCUGAAAAGAAGAAGCUAAGGAACACCAUCCGCCAGUUUGAGGAUGAGUUCUACCAGCAGAACGGCAGGAACGUCCAGAAGGAGGACAGGCUACCCAUGAUGGACGAGUACAAAGAGUAUAAACGGAUCAAAGCCAAACUGCGCCUGCUGGAGGUGCUCAUCAGCAAGCAGGAUUCCUCUAAGUCUAUCUAGAGAGAGAAGAGGGAGGGAGGCCACCCUGCUUCCCUCCAUCCACCUGACUGAAGGUCCCCCAUCUCACCCCUACAUGGCCCCUCCCUUAUCAACCAUCCUCCUACCUGCACCCCUGAGAGAUGGCACAGCAUCCACCGUAUCUCACUACUGUCUCCCCAAGACCACCCAUCAGAUUCUGCCAUCCCCAGCUAAUGUUCAGUGUAGGCUCCUUUCUAAGGACUCUGAUGAAGAAGAGACAUCUUCAUCCCGCCAGUCAAGACUCGACACACCCUUUUGAUUUCUUUCUACCUGUUUCAUUGAGGAAUUUCCUCUUUAGAGUUUAGUUUUUGUUUCAACUUAAUUUGUUUCAUUAACUUCAUGUAUGGUAGUUUGUCAUACUGAGAAAUCCUAUUUGACAGGAGCGUGUAGUGUGUUGUAGUCGCCCGGCCACAAGAUGAACUCUCCCUCUGAGCAAGGACACUGCUCAUUCUAUUUCAGAUAUUGAUUCAGUUAACCAACUCCAUCGUCAUCAUUCAACACUAGGAUGUUUUUUGUGUCGUCUUGAGUGAGAUUGUUUGGGGAAAAGUAAUUAAUUAAUGUAUGUUUUCUUGUACAUAAAUAUUUACACAAAUGUUUGUAUGUUACAGUAUGUCAUUUUUCUUUAAUGAAGAGAUUCUCUCAAGUUUGAAAACAAACUUAGUUUUAAGUGUCUUAUGCUAUUCCAAUUGUUACAUUAUUACACAAUUGCCACUAUGGAAACUGAGCGAGUUUUAUCAGUUGGGACUGGUUGGGCUCAUCCUUUCUGUUUUUAUAUUUUAAUAUUCAGUCAUCACUGAAAGGAGUUUGACACAUCAGGUGGGCAGGACAGCCAGUUAGGUUCAUCACUUAGCAUUGUUACCUUAACCGUCUCCAUUUUUUGGCAAUAAGGCUGGACGGCUUGACUUUAGCAUAUAAAUAUGUCCCAAUUUAUUUUAUUUAUAUGCGUUCAAUUUCAGUUGCAGAGUGGAUCUUUGUGAGGUGUCUUGAGUUGGCUCUGAUCUAAAGCUGUUCCAACUGCAUCAGUAUUAUGCUAAAUACAGCAUAUGGCAGUGUUAGGGCGUGAUGACACUGGUUGGUGGAGUGUAUGGGAUAUGUCCCAUAAUGAGCCAGAGUUUUUGGCCAGGCAAUGUAGAGCCAGGUCAUUGUCAGGUCCUGAGGAGUUGUCUGACCACAGAGCUCUGAGAAGCCUUUACCACGGCCAAGCAGAACCAAUAGCACCUCGACCCCUGACAUCAACAAUUUGACCCUGUCCCUAUUUAUCCCAAAGUUCUUAAGGGCUUCAUUCGAAAGGUCACAUGCAACUACAACAGAGUCAAAAUGAUGCAUGUUGGGAAUGACACUGGGGUGUGUCUGGUCUUUUGGCGUCAUGCCUCCUGCCUGCCACUCCGUAGAUAUUAUCGACCCCAACCUUUUGACCCCUAGCUAAACUAGCAGUCAGCCUCGCGGCUGCCUCACAUCACUAUCCUUCAGAAGCUCUCUGGACUUGACAAGACCAAGCAGGAACUUUGUCUGUUCAAUUGACUAGUUCUAGUCCUGGCGAUUAAAAUACACAAACCAUUUAAGAUCUGUUGUAGACUAGAUGCCUACACACUCCUUAGGGCAGGGUGGGGAAUUACUGCUGUAUGCUAGUUGUCCAGGAAUGGUUUGGAAUGAGAAGACAUCCCCAGUGGCACUGACUUUAAAGAUCUGCAUCUGUUUCAGCAGGUAGAAUGUCAGACCAACACACCCAGAAUGACGGAAUCUAGGCUUGCCUGAAGGACGUUUGCGCUGAACCAGGUGUUUGGCCUUCGUCUCUCACUGGGACAAAACAAAGUCCUGUAACCUUUGUUUGAGUUGGCAGGGUUUGGUACACUGUAUGUACGGGUGAACAGUGUGGAGAGGUUCUAGAAGUUAUUUGCACAGCAUUCUGAGAAUGCAGCCCUUGUUUUGUUUGUAGAUUUGUUCCUUUGUUUUAGAAGCACAAUUUAUAUUGAAGGAUGAACGUCAGAAUUUGUAUUAUUUUUAACACGUUUGACCCGUUUUACUUUCUGUGAUGUUCAAACAUGAGAAUGUGGUUGUUGUUUUUUUAUGACCAUUAUUUAGUAUAAUAUUUUUUGUAACCUCUCACUAAUAUAGUGUAGAAUCUCUAUUGAAUAGGAAUCUUCAGUGUUUUGUAUAAGCUAGACUGUAGUUGGCUUGCAUGGCAAAGAUUUGUAUUGUUUCUAUUUUUGUGCCAUGAAGAUCAAGCAAUAAAUUAGUGUUGAGGCCUGUAUCAAUGGAAUGUGGGGCCUUGUUAACCCUGUAUGUGCAUUUUCUGAGUAUACGGCUGAUUCAUGUUUAAUCUAUUACUGGAACUAGCUGUUUUCUACCCUGCAGACCAACCCAUGAAACUGUCACUUGACUAUAACUGCUGUGAGAGUAACACUUCGACUCAGUUUUCUGUCUGCUAAAUCAGCAUUUUUAUCAUUUUUGUUGUCAGCAUAAUGUUGUUUGGAGCACUGCUUAAACCAAAUGUGACAAGAUUAUCAAUGUGGAGACAUAGAUGGAGGCACAUUUGGACCGAACAUUCCGAUUUAUAUUAUUUAAAAAGGAAACAAGUGAAAUUGGUCGAUCGAUUUGUUAUUUCCAUGUCAAAUUCUCUUUUUUACUAGAUGAUUUUUGCAUUGUGCCUGCAGAGCCUGUUCAUAGUCCCAUGCCAUCCCACGCAUGUUUGUUUUCCUGACCCAGGUGGGCCGGUGGCAGGUUGCAUCAACUGACCAGCCAAUCAGCAACCGGCUCCCAGAGCUUCUAUCUAUCUGUGGACCUGUGUUUUUCAUCUAUACUGAACAAAAAAUGUAAACGCAACAUGUAAAAUGUUGGUUUCAAGAGCUGACAUUAAAGAUCCCUGAAAUGUUCCAUAUGAACAAAAAGCUUAUUUCUCUCAUGUUGUGCAUUUAUUUACAUCCCUGUUAAUGAGCAUUUCUCCUUUUGCCAAGAUAAUCCAUCCACCCGACAGGUGUGGCAUAUCAAGAAGCUGAUUAAACAGCAUGAUCAUUACACAGCUGCAUCGUGUACUGGGGACAAUAAAAUGGCACUCUAAAAUGUGCAGUUGUCACACGACACAAUGCCACAAAUGUCUCAAGUUGAGGGAGUGUACAUGGCUUAUGUUAGAGAAAUUAACAUUAAAUUCUCUGGCAACAGCUCUGGUGGACUUUCUUGCAAUCGUUUUAGAGAAUUUGGCAGUAUGUCCAACAGGCCUCACAACCGCAGACCACGUGUAACCACGCCAGCCCAGGACCUCCACAUACGGCUUCUUCACCCACGGGAUCAUCCGAGACCAGCCACCCGGACAGAUGAUGAAACUGAGUAUUUCUGUCUGUAAUAAAGCCCUUUUGUGGGAAAAACUCAUUUUGAUUGGCUGGGCCUGGCUCCUCUGUAGAAAACAAUAUGGAUUUCACAUGACUAGUCAUGUGAAAUCCAUAGAUUAGGGCCUAAUUUAUUUAUUUCAAUUGACUGAUUAUACGGAGUGUAACAGAGAAAUCUUUGAAAUUGUUGCAUGUUGUUUAUUUUUGUUCAGUAUGUAUAUGUUUGUGAAUACUUGUUUUCCUUUAUUUACAAAUUAUGAAGUACAUUAAAAUGCAUACAAAAAUAAAGAUUAUAAUUUACGUG
Molecule: messenger RNA, 7090 nt
Organism: Salvelinus fontinalis (brook trout)
Lineage: Eukaryota; Metazoa; Chordata; Actinopteri; Salmoniformes; Salmonidae
Product: protein FAM13B-like
Exons: 20
Coding region: 659-3445 (928 amino acids)
Biological process (GO): signal transduction
Source: RefSeq, a predicted model, not a curated record